AUGCCUUCCCUCCCGCAGAACGCAUCUUCAAAUGCAUUUGACUCAUCAAUUCUGACCCUUCAGGCCACUUUCUCCAGUGGCAUGACCUUGUUGACUACGGCUUCCACUGCCAACAACUUCCUCAGAGCUACAGAUGGCCCACAGGCCACAAUUCCAACCACUUGUCCCCCCGAUCAAAUUGUGAAGGGGAUUGUGCAGAAAAUAUGGGGUCAUUCAUCUAUUGAGACAGUCGGAGAUAUUGGCGAUAUACUGGAGAAGGGACUCGUUACGGAUGAUUUGAGCCUCGAAGAAGCUUGCAUUGCCGGUUACGCACAGAAAAAGGGGAAGUCCCCCCAAGAAGUCAUGAAGAGGUUCCGUUUACACAAUCCCACUGAAGCGGGCCAAACGGCUUGGCAAACAUGGCUUAAGCUUCACCCUGGAAUUGACAGUCAAGAAGCAGCAUGCCUGCGUAAAUUACAGCAACAGGAUAUCGAUAGGAAGUACCCUGACCAGGCAGAAGAAGCAAAAGCGUUCUAUGAUAAAAUUCUGAUACAUUGCGGGGACCUUGUUUUAUCGAAGGACGAGAGGGAGGCUCAACCAAAUGAAGGCCUUUAUCUGUUGCAGAAAAUAACGGGAAAAUAUGCUGCUCAGCUCGCUGCACUCAGCUCCAUUCAUCCUGUUGGGGUGGCGUUAGUGGGGUUCAUAGCAGAUGACAAGCUUGCCCCUCAGGAUUCGACUAUCGCAUUUACGAGCUCACCAAUGAUUGCGGAAAUGGUCAAAGCUAUGGGCCUACCCCUCACAGAGGAUAGUGCCUUAGCCAUGAGGAACUUCUACGACGGGAUAAAGGCAUUCAGGUACAAGCCCAUAUCAACCCAACCCGACGCCAUUAAAAACAGAGGUGAUGGCGCAGAACCUUUCUUCAACAUCUUGGGGCGUUUACGAAACCCCGAUAAAUCUACCAGCGAGGUGUUUGGUGCCUCAAGCCUCAUGAAGACCGUCGUGAUGCACAUGAAGCAAAGUGUCCAUUUCAGCGAUGAUCUGGACAGGUAUUUGGGAAAUGGAACGGGAAACACGGCCAUCAAAUCAGAGGUUGAGGGCGAUGCGAACAACGUGGAUUACCACACACCCGCAUUAAAAAGGAAGGAAGGCCUCGCCUUUGCAGACGAGACCUACGGCUCGCAUCCCCAACGCCGCACUGAGUGUGCUGGGCGGCUUAAAGCAAUCAUUCUGGAGGCAACAGGGAUAACUGAGCUUGGGCACAACUGGAGAGUCGCCAACAUACUUUCAUUCAUGCUUGAGCAUCGUCUCCGUUUUGUUGGUUGGCAUCGUGGUGUCCCACGCUUGAACAAGUCACUACCGUGCGAUUGGACCCCACGCGAGUCUGCACGGUGUAUAAUGCAGCUCACUCACCAGGAUCCGGAGCAGACGUUGAGGGUGGAACAAAUGACAGAUGACGAGUACCUGACGCGUGAGGUGCUACACUAUGCACCAGAUGCGAAAGGGAAUAUUACGAAAUACCUAUUGCCUGAACACGAGACAAGGAGGGCAAUUGCGAGGACAGCGGUCGUCCCCGCACGAACCCAAAAACGUAAGGACAGCACGCCAAACUCCCCAACUGUGGAGAUGGAAGGAGAUUCGGUUGGUGAUAAUCAAAUAUCAUCCCCGUCUUCCAAGCGACGCAAGAAGUCCAAAGCCACUCGCGCACGCACCCUCACGAAGGCAAAACCUCCCGACGAUGGCAUCGUACCCGAGACACCACCUCGCAACUCACCUGAACCGGGCGGGUCUUCAUCAUCAUCAGUAAAGUUAGAGGCAAUAAACCUGACAACGUUCCCAUCGGGUGUACGCUCAGGCUUCCGGCAAGGGCGUGGACCGCAACUCCCUGAUGACCCAGAAAACGACGUCUUCAUGGAGCAAGCCGUUCCGGAAUCACAUACGCCAAUGGUCAUCCCUCCAAUUAGGCUCAUCCAUCCAACACCGCAUAGUACUCCCCUCAAAGUUCAACCAGUGUUGAAGAUUAAUGGAAGUACGCACCUCACUGUGAACGAAGGUCCAACGUCCCGGGCACCGUCGGAGGCACCGUCAUCCGUAUCAAGCCUAAGCGGUGAGCCUCCCACCUUUGACACCUUGUUCAGGUGUGCACGAAACUCAGUGUGGCGGGCUGCAUCGAAAAUGUUGCCGGCGGUUCGUUUGAAGGCGCUAAUGGAAGAAAACGUUGAACUCCUAGUCAACAUCGACAUCAUUGCCCUGCACGUUACCGAGAAGGAGCCACCUCCUGAAGUCUUAGAUGUCACUCAACACUGGAGAAUGAUUAGCGCCGUUGGAAACGAGCUUCGUGACAGGGGGGCUGAUGUAGGAAAGGUUGCCAGGAGGGUGGUCCAACUGCUUGACGAGUUGGAAGUGAACGACGACGAGGAUGUGAUAGCUACGUGGAUACAGAUGUUGCCCAGUUGA
Molecule: messenger RNA, 2433 nt
Organism: Cantharellus anzutake
Lineage: Eukaryota; Fungi; Basidiomycota; Agaricomycetes; Cantharellales; Hydnaceae
Exons: 10
Coding region: 1-2433 (810 amino acids)
Source: RefSeq, a predicted model, not a curated record